AAGUUUGAUAGGUGGAUAGCAGUUAACCAGAUGAGGUGGUACUUAAACCGGGUAUGCAUCACCGCCCAUUCUGGCCCAGAUAAUGAUUGUUUAAGCCAUCUACUAAGACUAACACACAAGACUCUGGACUAGGGUCAACCCGUUUCUAAAAUGAAGCCAAUCCGUAUGUCUUGGGCAAGGUAUUUUUGGGAAUCAGAAUUCGAUGGAACACUAUGCGUGAGCAUUUUCGAAUGCGAUGGUGAGGUCCCUCCAACAAGACGAGCUGAUAAUGUGAAGCGCUCGGGUACCCUCUGUUGUGCACUUGACAUUCAGUUCUCGGACCUUCAGAAAACUGGAUAUAAAGAAGGGUUGAGAGAACUGGCAUACGAAAUUGAAAUGGUGCCAUCAGGGGCGUCACUAGAAUUUGUUCUUUACGUUGACGGGAAGAAGCAGACAGGUGAAAGCGUGGAGAUGAAGUUCUAAUGACGAGGAUCCCGCGGGAAGCUCGGACAACUCGGAUGAAUUUCUUCCAUAGACUGUAAAAAUGUAUCCAUUAGCACAAGGCCGCU
Xylaria bambusicola is the source of this 548-nucleotide messenger RNA. RefSeq lists its product as uncharacterized. The record is from RefSeq and is a predicted model, not a curated record. The transcript has a single exon. Lineage: Eukaryota; Fungi; Ascomycota; Sordariomycetes; Xylariales; Xylariaceae. Bases 151 to 462 code for a protein of 103 amino acids.